AUGUCGAACCCUAACCUCAUGGAUAUCGAGCCCGGUGGUGAAAACACUCAGUAUGAGUCGAUUCGUUAUUUCACAGAGACUCCGCCGAAGCAGACCGGUCAACUAGGUGCCCACUGCGAGCACACAAGAAGUGAAUACAACCCGAUCCUCGGAGAUGAGGAUGACGAAGGCAAGGAAAAGAAUGGGGACACGCCACUGGCACUGCAGCUCGAGAAGGGAGAGGCUACGUCUGGUCUCUCAGGAAUCGUGGAUAAAGAUUCAAAGCCCGAGACCCCAGAGGAGGCUGCAGCGCUGGCGGCAAGGAUCAGGAGAGAACAGGGAUAUGGGCCUGGCUCGGGUGUCGGGGCUUAG
This is a messenger RNA of Aspergillus aculeatus ATCC 16872, 351 nucleotides long. RefSeq lists its product as uncharacterized. The transcript has 4 exons. The record is from RefSeq and is a predicted model, not a curated record. Bases 1 to 351 code for a protein of 116 amino acids. NCBI's taxonomy places the organism in Eukaryota, Fungi, Ascomycota, Eurotiomycetes, Eurotiales, Aspergillaceae.